Molecule: messenger RNA, 1993 nt
Organism: Penaeus vannamei (Pacific white shrimp)
Lineage: Eukaryota; Metazoa; Arthropoda; Malacostraca; Decapoda; Penaeidae
Source: RefSeq, a predicted model, not a curated record
ACAAGUGGAAGAGUCAGCGUGAUCUCGUCACAUUGUCUUCCCAUCUCAAAUUUAUACGUAGCUUUGACAGCAUCAAUGUGUGAAUACCAUGAGGGUACUGGCAGCAAUUGAGAAGAAGCUCCUUAUGAGAUUUAUUGAAAAAAUCAGUGUCAGGGAAAGUGUAAGAUUGUCAAGCAAGAGACUGACCCAUGGAACAGCAGCAGUUUCCAGUGCUACAAAUGUCUGUUACACAUCACCAGAUGGCCCUCUCUCCGGCAUCAGGAUCAUUGACCUUACACGAGUCCUUGCCGGUCCGUUUGCCACAAUGGUUCUCAGCGACCUCGGAGCAGAAGUCAUUAAAAUAGAACAUCCACAGAAGGGAGAUGAGACAAGAAGUUGGGGCCCUCCAUUUGCUGGCACGGAAAGCUGUUAUUUCCUCAGUGUGAAUCGCAAUAAGCAAAGUAUUGCCGUUGACUUGAAAAAGGCUGAAGGUUUGUCUGUUAUACAUGAUCUUGCCAAGCAGAGUGAUGUAUUAAUAGAAAAUUUCAUUCCUGGAGCCUUGGACCGUAUCGGCUUGGGUUAUGAUGCACUCAAGACCAUCGCCCCACAGCUCAUAUACUGUAGCAUCAGUGGCUAUGGUCCCUCAGGGCCAUACCACAAGAGACCAGGUUAUGAUGUUAUUGCAGCUUCAGUAGGUGGUCUUGUCGGAGUGACAGGUCCUGAAGAUGGGGAGCCAUGCAAGGUGGGAGUUGCCAUGACUGAUUUGGCAACAGGUCUGUAUGCUCAUGGUGCUAUUAUGGCAGCCCUGCUUGACAGACAAAGAACAGGAAAUGGACAGAAGAUUGAUUGCAAUCUUUUGUCUACACAGAUUUCUUGCAUGGUAAACCUGGCAUCAAAUUACUUGAAUGGGGACAGAGAGGCAAAGAGAUGGGGGACAGCACAUGAAAGCAUUGUUCCUUACCAGGCUUUCCCAACUAGUGAUGGCUACCUCACCAUUGGUUCUGGCAACAACGACCAGUUUGCUGCUCUAUGUAAAGUCUUGGAUCUAACAAACUUAUUGCAUGACGAUCGGUAUGCCACAAAUGCACUAAGAGUCAAGAAUCGAGAAGACCUUCUAGCUACACUGAAAGAGCGGUUUCAGCAGAAAACAACAAAGGAGUGGCUGAUUGUCCUGGAGGGGGCACCCUUCCCGUAUGGCCCGAUAAACACUAUUGCCCAGGCUUUUUCUGACCCCCAAGUUAUCCACAAUGAGAUGGUAAAAACAGUUCACCAUCCAACUGUAGGUCCGAUAAAACAGGUUGCCCCACCUGUGUCAUACAGCUCAUCACACAAUAAGAUCAGGUCAGCUCCACCAGUCUUGGGGCAACAUACAAAAUACGUAUUAUCAGAAAUUAUAGGGUAUUCAGAUUGUAAGAUCAAACAGCUGAUAGAACAAGGCGCUGUAGCAAGUUCUAAAGAUUUUGAAGAUAGUUGAUAAUUAUUCUGUUAUUACUGUCUCUUGUUCAUUCUGUGAUUAAGUGUGGGUAUGUUUAUGUAUGUAUAUGCUAAAUGUUAUGUUUCAGUGUAUUGUUACUACUGUAUGUCUUUAAUCGGCACAUACUACUGUAAUAUUUUAUUAUUACUAUAAAAUUUGCCAAUCAUAUAUAUGUAUAUGCUUAUGUGUUAUAUUUUGAAUAGGUAUAUUUAUAUUGAUGAUUAUAUGUAGAUUUUUAUAUUUUUCUACAUUGUGUAUUGAAGUACCUCAGAUAAUUUGAGAAAAAAAUGGUGCUACACUGGUAUUGAAUAUUAACAGUAGUGCAGUGUCUCUUUUAGCAUGUAUUUUUUAGGAUCAUGGGGUUGUGUGUAAAAUUGAUAAUUUCCUUUAUGCUUUUAGGAAUUAAUGGAUUGCAGUGUUUUGCAUUAAUUUUUAGUUAAUUCAAACCUAUCUUUUAUGUUAAAUAUUGAAUUAUUUUAAAUGAUUUUGUUAACUUUUAUAUCAGUUUAUUGUAUGUUAAAUAUAAUAAUAGAUGGUGUU